Messenger RNA from Aspergillus chevalieri, 870 nucleotides. It is a transcript of the gene MOB1, whose product is annotated as Mob1/phocein family protein. NCBI's taxonomy places the organism in Eukaryota, Fungi, Ascomycota, Eurotiomycetes, Eurotiales, Aspergillaceae. Gene Ontology annotation, molecular function: protein kinase activator activity. The transcript is spliced from 4 exons. The coding region runs from base 1 to 870 and encodes 289 amino acids. Gene Ontology annotation, cellular component: nucleus; cytoplasm. The record is from RefSeq and is a predicted model, not a curated record. Gene Ontology annotation, biological process: signal transduction; positive regulation of protein phosphorylation; cell division.
AUGGCAUCACUUAUCACCACCAUGUCUGUUCCCGUCCCUCCCAUUACCAUCUCCCCGCCUUCUUCGUCUGCUGCUUCUGUUUCUAUCAUCCCACCCCUCAGCCUCACUCCAUCGUCUCUUCACUCCAAGGCCGGUACUAUUCGUACCUCUCAUGCCCCCUUUGCUGAACCACCCUCGUAUCUACCACCCGCACUGCGCGCGCUCAAACAGGAUUCGUGUGGACUGACACCUCCCAGCAAUGCUCGGACGAAAGCUCCCUUCAAGCCGCGGUCGGCCGCAAAAGGCACCAGCAGUUACCAGUUGAGACAGUUUGCGGAGGCGACCCUCGGGAGUGGGAGUUUGAGGAAGGCUGUUCGGUUGCCCGAAGGGGAGGAUUUGAAUGAGUGGCUUGCGGUCAAUGUGGUCGACUUCUACAAUCAGAUUAACCUCCUCUAUGGAUCGAUUACCGAGUUUUGUUCGCCGUCUUCGUGUCCGGAGAUGAAAGCUACCGACGAAUUCGAGUACCUAUGGCAAGAUUCGGAACAUUACAAACGACCAACUAAGAUGUCCGCGCCGGCCUACAUUGAACACUUGAUGAGCUGGGUGCAGAGCAAUAUCGACAACGAGCAGAUGUUCCCCAGCAGGAUCGGCGUCCCAUUCCCCAGAUCAUUCUCCAGUUUACUCCGUCAAAUCUUCAAGCGCUUGUACCGAGUGUACGCGCACAUUUACUGCCACCACUACCCCGUUGUCGUCCACCUGGGUCUCGAGCCCCAUUUGAACACGAGCUUCAAGCACUACGUUCUGUUUAUCGACGAGCAUCGGUUGGCGAGUGGGAAGGACUUCUGGGGUCCAUUGGGUGAUUUGGUCGAGAGUAUGCUGCGGAGUGACUAA